AUGUUUAGCCAAAGGUAUUUGAGCUCCCUCUCAAGCAACACUAUCAGCGAUUGGAUCAAGUCCAAAUGCCUAUCGGACUACAUCGCUCAUGCGUGCGGAGAACACGCAUCAGCCUCCUCUCGUUGCAACCGCAACCCCUCCAAAAUGAAAUUCCGCCAAUACAUCCUCAACGCCUCCAUCUCCCUCCUUACCCCAAUCUACGCCCAGAUCUACGACACAUCCAACUCUAUGGCCCAAAUCACCGCCACCGUAGACAAUACCUCCACAAUCCCGAACCGGUUAGGAAACCACUACAACUUCUGGACCAUAUCCCCGGACAACACAACAUGGGACCUGACCCGUUCUUCCUCCCCAUUAUACCCAACAACAUCCCCCAAAACAAUCCCCAUGCUCGGAUUCCGCCAAAAAAAAGCCAUCAUCGAAACCCAACCGCACCGCGUUCGUAAUCGUAGACAUGCAGAACUUCUUCCUCCAUCCAUUUCUACAACCCAACGCUACAAGGGGGCAGAGAAGCCAAGAUUUUUUAUGGGUGAAUUGGGGAAUAGAUUUUUUCAUGAUUUGAUCACGAUGCCUCCAGCUUUUCUGAGUAAUUUCAGCAUAGUGAGAUGGGGAAGUUGGAAGAGGAUGAUGAUGGGACGGAGAUUGAUAUGGGAAAGAAAUUGUGUCGGGGAGCUUGGAAUUCCAGGGUUUUGGGGGGAUUUGUGGCCGCUUUAUGAGGAGGGGAUCAAGGUUGGGACGGAUUUGUUGUUCCACAAGAGUGAGUUUCAAUUUUUAUUUUCUAAUAUCUUGGGGCAUUUUGACAGAUUCUCUGGACUUUGGGGCGCGCAGACACCGCUUGGUCUGUAUUUGCAAGAGUCGGGUAUUACGAGUUUGUUCAUUGGUGGCGUCAACAGUGACCAGUGUGUUUGGAGCACGCUGAUUGAUGCCUUCUUCAAAGGCUUCGAUGUCGUCUACGUACAGGACUGCACGGGAACGACAAGUCCUUGGUAUGCCGAGGAAAUGGCAAGGUACAAUGCCGAUGCGAAUGGAUUCCUGGCUAAGAGCACGGACAUCAUCGAGGCCCUGGAUAGGCAGGCGACGGGAUACUGA
This is a messenger RNA of Pseudocercospora fijiensis CIRAD86, 1089 nucleotides long. RefSeq lists its product as uncharacterized. Bases 1 to 1089 code for a protein of 362 amino acids. NCBI's taxonomy places the organism in Eukaryota, Fungi, Ascomycota, Dothideomycetes, Mycosphaerellales, Mycosphaerellaceae. The record is from RefSeq and is a predicted model, not a curated record. The transcript is spliced from 6 exons.